ACCCCAUGCCCCAUGGACUUGGCCACCACGUGGUAAUGAAUAUGGGUAGAAAUUACCUAGGCAAGUACCAUCAUUUUGUGUACGAUAAUUAUUUUAGCAGUGUGAAGCUCGCCGAAGAUCUCCUCGCCCAAAACACCUACUGCUGCAGCACCAUCCGGGGCUCACGGAAGGGUUGGCCUCAGCAACUAAACAAAGCGAACACUGACAAGAUGGCUCCAGGAGAAAUCAAAGCCAUGACGAUAGGUCGUCUUCUGGCGACAGUCUUCAACGACAAACGGAAAGUGUCGGUUCUCUCCACAAAUUCGUCGCCAGGUGUCUCCACCGUCACUCGUCGUGUAAAAGGUGGCAUUCAACACGUUGAGAUUCCGAACUCAGUGUUGAACUACAACAAUCACAUGUUUGGCGUUGACCUGGCUGACCAGCUUCGCUCCUACUACGCAGUGGGAAGAUCUGGGGUGAAGUGGUGGAGAUACAUUCUCUGGUUUGUGGUACAGGUGUCAAUAGUGAAUGCUUGGAACCUGUACCGAGCCGCCCAACGACCCCUUCCAUCAAACGCCAGAGGUGUCAGUCACCUGAAAUUCAGAUUGGACAUCUGUUCUGCUUUGGUGGCAGGAAAUGUUUCGAAAGGAAAGAGGAAGGUCAGCCAGGGGGUGUCAACAGCAGGACUGGGGAGCUCCUUGUCAUCUGACCAUCAGCUGGAACGACUCAUGGGACGGAAAGGGGCCUGUCACUGGUGCUCCAAGAUAAAAGCCAAGACGAACAAGGGAAGAACACCAGAGACCCCCUAUGGCUGUUCCAUUUGCAAGGUCCACUUGCACAAGGAACUGUGUUUUGCCAGUUUCCACAAGGAGCUGGCAAGUGCGCAGUAAUUGUGUUUAUUUCAUAUUGGAUUAUUCUUCAUGUGCGCUCGUCACAGUAGUCACCUGGGUGAGUCUUCAUGUAACCGAAACUGCUCUUAUACUCUCUGUCUCUAUUCUUGUCCUAGGUUUUGUUAUAUGUGUUUGUUGUACACUAUUGUGUUUUCAUGUAUAUAUAAUGUGAUGUGGGUGUUUUUCACCUUUUCAUAUCAAAGAAAUUUUUCAUUGACCCUCAACAUUUAUUCCACUCAACUUCAAACACUCACUAUUCUCCUUCUAAUUGCUCAAUGCUUUUGAAAUUUCAGGUACACAUUUUAUAACUA
Messenger RNA from Aplysia californica (California sea hare), 1180 nucleotides. RefSeq names its product piggyBac transposable element-derived protein 3-like. The record is from RefSeq and is a predicted model, not a curated record. The coding region runs from base 6 to 869 and encodes 287 amino acids. The transcript has a single exon. NCBI's taxonomy places the organism in Eukaryota, Metazoa, Mollusca, Gastropoda, Aplysiida, Aplysiidae.